This is a messenger RNA of Camelina sativa (false flax), 1002 nucleotides long. RefSeq lists its product as uncharacterized. NCBI's taxonomy places the organism in Eukaryota, Viridiplantae, Streptophyta, Magnoliopsida, Brassicales, Brassicaceae. The record is from RefSeq and is a predicted model, not a curated record.
AUGAGUGAAAGAAGGAACACACAUCGAACAUUGAGCGAGGCUGACGACAGGAGGCCUAAAUCGACAACAUGGCCAGAUAUUAGUAACCUCUCGAUCUCUCAUACACAUUUAGUCGGUGUAUUGAAAAAGAUGGAUGGAACGGUGAGAUGGCCUCCAAAAAUGAAAGCACUUGACAAUAGGCGUGACACCUCGAAGUGGUGUGUGUUCCACAACGAUCACGACCACAAAACAGACGAUUGCAUCUCAUUGAAAAUGAAAGUGAAUGAGCUGCUUAAAAAAGGUCACUUGAGGGAAUACUUGUCAGAUAAAACCCACAAUCGCAUGGAUGGCGGGAGCAACAAGCAAAUAACAAUUGUGAAUGCCCCAGUUUCGCCUCCAAAACAUGAUCGAGUCAUCAAUGUUAUCUCUGGAGGAUCAGAGAUAAGUGGGAUAACUCACUCAACUGCGAAAAGAAACACUAGAGCUGUCAAGAACUCUCAAAGCAGAGGACACGCUACGAAAGGCGAUACACCGUCAUACACCAUAACUUUUACGACUGAUGAGAGCAGUGUAUCAACCCUUCACCAUGAUGCUUUAGUCAUACAACUAACAGUGGCUAACUGUUUGAUGAAGAGGAUAUUAAUCGACAAUGGAAGCUCAAUUAACAUCCUUUAUAUGCAAACAUAUAAGGAGUUGGGUCUUGACGAAGGAGGACUGACACGAAAAUCUAUUCCAUUAGUUGGGUUCAGCGGUGAGGUCAAGCAGAGUAUUGGCAAAGUGACGCUUCCAGUGUAUGCAGUGGGAGUUAACAAACACACUAAAUUUUUAGUAGUAUAUUGUGCUUCGGCUUAUAAUGCUAUUAUGGGACGCCCUUGGAUUCACGACAUGGGAGCUAUUCCAUCGACUCUACACCAGACUAUGAAAUUUCCCACCCCAUGGGGAGUGAAAGAGAUAGUAGGGGAACAAGAAAGUUCACGUUCAUGCUAUCAAACUACCUUAAAAGGUAAGGGUCAACAGUUAUAG